Messenger RNA from Mytilus californianus (California mussel), 13769 nucleotides. RefSeq lists its product as uncharacterized. The record is from RefSeq and is a predicted model, not a curated record. Bases 106 to 1224 code for a protein of 372 amino acids. NCBI's taxonomy places the organism in Eukaryota, Metazoa, Mollusca, Bivalvia, Mytilida, Mytilidae. The transcript is spliced from 5 exons.
CAUCCGGCGGAAGAAGUUCAGAUUUGUUUACAGCUGCUAGGCAAUGAAUGAAAUUAUAUGCAUUAGAAAAUCCACAUUUUUGUAGUGUAGCAGUAUUGCACCAUUAUGCAGAAUUGUUAUAAUGCUGGACGAAUACCUAGAGAAAAUGUGCAUGAUCAAAAUGUCAAGGGUCAAGCAGAAUCAUUUAACUUUAUCAAAGAAUUAGCUGAGCAGAAUAAACUCUUGAAACUAAGAAUUGAAGAGCUAGAGACUGAACAUGCAAACUGUGUGGAAUUACGCACAUACGUUAAGGAGAGUAAAGAAAAAAUUAAACAGAUUCAAGAACAACAUCUCAAGCAGAUGGAUGAAGUGAAUGCUAUGCUGGCUGAAAAACAAAAACAGGAGAUAAUGAAAAUAGUACAAGAAAAGUUGAACAUGGAACAAAAGUACAAAGAACAAAUAGAAAAGUUAAAAGCUCAGAUUUCUCAACUAGAGACUACAAACAGAGAGUUAUUAUUCAGAAUAGACAGUAUGGCAGAAUCUGAAGAGCAAGUUCAUUCUCUAAAGAAGGAGAUAGAAAGUCUUAAAAAGAGAAUUAAAGAACUGGAAGAAGAGCUAAAAUCAAUUAAAGAAAAAGAAAAAAAUACUAUAGAUCCAACUGAAUAUUUAGCUGAAAUAGAGGAAUUGAAAAAGAAAAAUUGUGUAUUGACACAUGAAGUCAGGGCAAAAACUCAAAAAAUUAUUGAAUUAGAUUUCCGAUUGGAUAAGAUGGAGAGAGAAUUGGACGAAAAUCCAGAAGAUGCUGACAAAAUAACAUUGAUUGAAAAUUUGAGAAUAAAAAUUACGCAAAUGCAAGCAGAAAGAUCUGCUGGUACAGAAAGAGAGCGAUAUUUUGAGAAAUUAAUAAAAGAGUUGCAAGCGGAAAUUGAACAGCUUAGAGAGGGAGUUUCAGUUUGUGAAGUAACAAAACACAGAUUGUAUGCGGACUACAAGAAAUUGUUGGAAGAGUACAACAAGCUACGUGAAAAAUAUGUUGUAGACAGUCAGCACAAAACAUUUCAGGAUUUCGUUCAGUUAAAAAGACAGCUAAAUCAUGUAAAAACUGAAAAUGACGACUUAAAACAAGUCGCAAGAUCAGUUUCUGGUGGCAGUCUUCCAACAUUAAAAUCAUCUGAAAAUGGUGUUACCAAAAAACGAAACUCAGGUUCACAUAAAAAACAACAGUUAAAGACAUUAAAGGAAUGAAAGUUCUAUUUAGCUGCAUUUGGUAUAGUGAUACUUGGUUUUAAUUGUCACUGGCAUGAUGAUUGCAUAAAUUGGCAUGCACAGCCAUUUAUCUAUUUUAAACAGAUGAAAAAAAUGUUUCUGCCUUGUAAGGUUAUUCAUUUAAGAAAUGAUUCAUUACAGCCUUAACUUGAUAGGACUUUUUUAAAUGGGUAUGAAUAAAAAGUGAUUUCAAGUAAAUAUCAUUAAGACAUAAACCUCGAAAUCAAAGUAAACAUAAAAAAAGACAUAAAAAAGUCAACAUAUAUAGUCUUCAAUGCUGGAAAAUUGUUCAAACCAAAUGUCAUACUGUAAAUUAUCUGAUUUCUGCUAAUUUUGAGGAACAGAAAAGCCCUAAAAUGCAUCACCUCCUUCAACCUUUUUUUGAUAUUAGAUCUCUGAUAUAUUAUACCAAGACAAAAACUAAAAAGAUUUGCAGAUAUUAUUCAGCAAAUAUAAUACUUAUCAUGUUGCUUCCAAAUGCAUCAUUCUUCUGGGGAAAACAGGUUGAAUAGGGUCCUUUUUAUUCAACAUGUUAACAUGUUUGAUAGUUUUUAUUCAUCAUAUUUUGCACACCAAAUCAUUUUAAAAUAUGCAAGCAUAGGAUAAUUUUUUUUAUUUUGAAAUUCAUUAUUAGUUUUAUGUUCUCUUCUGUAGGUAGCCCCCACUCCAUGUUUGACCCUAUAUUAACAUUAUAUCAUUAUAGUUCUAUGCAUUUACAUGCAGUGUAUUUAGUCUGUUUUAUGUUGCAUUACAAUUGAUGGCUAGUCUAACUGUCAUAUUUAAAGUGUUCAUUUUAGUGUAGAUAGCAGAAAAUUAAGGUUUGUAUGUAGUUGAAUAGAAGUAAAAUGAUCUUAGGGGGAAAUAAAUAUAUCAUAUCAUAUAAAAGAGAGGUGAAAGAUACCAAUGGAACAUUCAAAGAGCCAAAGAAAAAGUGAAUGUUGAAAGAGGUGCAAAAAUAUUUGUUUUAAGAUAAUAGUGAACAUGAGUUAAAGUUCUUUUGCUUCCGGAUAUCAUAAUGCUACAAUACUUUACCUGGAUCCCAUCAGAUAUAAAAUUAAUGUCUUUAAUGUUUUGAUAUGAGAUAAAGUUACCUCAAAGAAAGUAAACCAUAGUUUAAUCACUUUCAGCAAUAAGAUUAUAUUUGAAAUUUCCUCUAUUAUUGAAUGCAUUUUGAAAUUUCUGGGAAUAAUGGAUUCCUAUUCAAUUUUAGCACAAUGUUCCAUACCACAAUAGGAAGGUUGGGGGUUAUAGAAGCUGUUUAGGAAUUAGAGGCCAAAAAGGACCUAACAAAAACAAUUAUUUGUCUGGUUCACAGACAAUAACUUGAGUAUAACUAUAGAUCUGUAUUAAAUUUAAGCACAAGGUUCCAUUCCACAAUAGGAAGGUUUGGAUUUAUUUUGGGGGUUAUUGUUGUAGCUGUUUAGUAAUAAAGGACCAAAAAGUGAUCAAAACAAGCAUUUUUCAUGGUUCAGGACACUAAUUUGUGUAUUUGAGUAUGGAUUUCUAUAAAAUUUUACUACAAGGUUCCAUACUUCAAAAGGAAAGUUGGGAUUAAUUUUAGGGGUCAUGGUCCAAACUGUUUAAUAAUAAGGGCCGAAAAGGGGCAAAAAAACUAGGAUUUUCUGAUUUCUGGACAAUAACUUGGAGUAUAAGUCUAUUUAUUGCUAUUUAAUUGUGCCACAAGGUGUUAUACCAUAAAUUAAAGUUUGGGAUUGAUUUUAGGGGUUAUGACCCUAUUGGUUUAGUUAAAAGGGGCCAAAACCAAUACUUUGUAUAAAUUGCUUAUUUUUUUAGGCAAAUUUGAAUGGGAUUUAAUUCAAAAGUACUUAAUUCUUGGGAGUCUUUAAUGUGCUGAAUCUAAUUGGGUAUUUAAUAUUUGGAUUUUAGGGUCUGUUUUUGAAAUGAUUCAUAUUAAGGUCCAAAGGGUCCAAAAUUAAACUUUGUUUGAUUUCUUUAAAAAUUAAAUUCUUGGUGUACCUUGAUAUGCUAAUCUUAUUGUGUAUUUAGAUUUUUUAAGUUUGAGGCCUGUCUUCAAAUUGGUCCACAAUAAGGUUCAAAGGGUCCAAAAUACAACUUUUUUUUUAUUUAAAAAAAAAUUGAAUUCUUGGUGUUCUUUGAUAUGCUGAAUCUAAGCGUGUAUUUAGAUUUUUUAUUUGGGGCAUGGUGGGCCCACAUUAAGGUCCAAAGGGUCCAAAAUUAAACUUUUUUUUAUUUAAAAAAAAUAAGGAUGGUUGGGGUUCUUUGAUAUGCUGAAUCCAACCAUGUAUUUAGAAUUUGAAUAUUGGACGAUAAUUGGUAAAUGUCCAAUUUUAAAAUUAUUUAAGAACUUAUACCACAUUCAUUCUGUGUCAGAAACUAUGCUUUUAUAACAUAUUUGCUCAGAAUCUAAAUUCAGAGAUGUUAUUGCACAAUUAACAGAAAUUUUAAGUUGAGUCAUAGUUGAAAAUAGAUAUAACAUCAUAUCUAAUCUUAGAGAACUAUUUUUGUGGUUUACAUCACUGGUUCAUGGAAAAAAAAUUGGUUCACAGACAAUAAAUUUAGUAGAAGUGUAUGGAUGUGUAAGAAAUUUUAGCACAAGGUUCCAUACCACAAUAGGAGGGUUGGGAUAUUAAAUAGUUAAUCAAGCUCUACAUUUAUAGAUUUAUUAUAGAAAUUUUAAAUUGAGUCAUAGUUUAAAAUAGAUUUGCUGAUUCAGAUAUAUUAAUUGUGGUGAUAAUUGUGUAUGCAUUGUGUUUUAUUUAAAGAUUGUUAACAUGUUUGAAUAUUUUCUUAUGGUUGAAAAUUCCCUUGGAAAUUAAAAGAGACAUUUGUCCAUCUGUUGAAGUGGAAGUGUAGGUAAGUGAAGUUUUUAGAUACAAUUGUGCCAUACAUUAUGUUAUGUUACAUCUUAAUAAAAAAAAUGUUAUUUUUAGAUAAUAAUCUAUUUGUAUUAAAGGAUAUAUAUAUUGAAAUUUUGUGUUUCCUAAGUGUUGUUGAUGAUAAGCUCUGUAGGACGGUAUAAAUAUAGUUUGAAAUUUACUGUUCAUUACUAGAUAUUUUGAAGAUAAUUACAGAUAAGUUUAAAAGAUUUUUUAAAGACAUUGUAUUAAUGAUAAAUGAUAUUUUGGAAAUUAUUUUUUUCUUUUCUUUGGUAAAUUGUUUGUAGAAUAUUGUUGGUUUGUAUGUUAUUCUGUAUAAACUAAUUUUCUGAAUGCUAUAUAUAUUUUUAUGCCCCCACCGUAGCGGAGGGGGCAUUAAGUCUUACCCUUGUCCGUCUGUACGUCCGUACGUCCCAAAAUUGGUUUCCGUUCUCUAACUUUAGUUUGCCUCAACCAAAUACUAUGAAACUUAUACACAAUGCGGAUUACCACAAAACACAGAUCAAGUUUGAAUUUGGGUGGCGUCACUUUUACCGAUCUAGAGUUAUGCCCCUUUACAAAUGGAAAAAUUGCUGAAUUUUUCGUUUCCGUUCUCUAACUUUAGUUUGCCUCAAACAAAUAUUAUUAAACUUUUACACCAUAAUUAUUACCACUAAACACAGAUCAAGUUUGAAUGUUGGUGACUUGCACUUUUGCCGUUCUAGAGUAAUGCCUCUUUACAAAUGGAAAAAUUACUGAAUUUUUCGUUUCUGUUCUCUAACUUUAGUUUGCCUUAACCAAACGUUUGAAACUUAUGCACAAUGCUGAUUACCACAAAACACAGAUCAAGGGUGAAUUUUAGUGGUGUCACUUUUACCGUUCUAGAGUUGUGCCCCUUUACAAAUGGAAAAAUGCUAAAUUUUUCGUUUCCGUUCUCUAACUUAAGAUUGCCUCAACCAAAUGUUAUGAAACUUAUUACCACAAAACUCAGAUCAAGUACAAAUUUGGGUAGUGUCACUUUUACUGUUCUUGAGUUAUGUCCCUUUAUAAUGUUAUAUGCAUGCGGGGGCAUCAUCUGUGUCCCAUGGACACAUUCACCCAUUUUUUUAUUUUUUUUUAUGAAGCGAACUCCUUUAAAAACUAAGCUUAUAUGGUCUGUUAAUAAACAUGUUUUUAGAUUUUUGAUUUUGGGCCCAGUUUUCAAGUUGAUCAAAAUCUGAGUCCAAAAUUAAACUGUGUUUGAUAUCAACAUAAAUUGAAUAUAUGUGGGGUUCUUUGAAAUGCUUAAUCUAAACCUGUAUUUAAAAAUUUGAUUUUUGGGCCCAGUUUUCAAGUUGAUCCAAAUCAGGGUCCAAAAUUAAACUUUUUUUGAUUUCAUCAAAAAUUGAAUUCUUGGGGUUCUUUAAUAUGCUGAUUCUAACCAUGUACUUAUAUUUUGGAUAUAAACUAUAACCUGGUGUCAAAAAAUAAAUAUACCAACAAUUUAUUUCAACGUGCUAGCUUCCAGCAACCUGUAUUCCUUGUAAGGAAAUUUAACAGAUGAAUUAUAAAAUAAUAUCCCUCUGAUCCAAAAUUCAAAUUGAUGUAGUAAAAAGAACCAACAGGUGUGCACUCCUACUAAUUCCUAAAACUACAAAAAAAAGAAAGAAACUGAUUGUUUUCUAUGUACUACUGUCUUGGAAGGUUGCUAUGGUAACAUGAUAAGCACAUUCAUGAUAUUCACUAAUGUCUAAAUGAUCUGAGUUGGUAAUGUCAAAGUUAUGUUCUUUUAGUCUGUUUUUACUUUAUUGUCUCUCAAAAAAUCCAAUCCUAAAAUAGCUUUUGCAUGUAGCGUUUCAAAAAUUCUGAAUUUCUGGUUAUUUUUGUAUUGUCCAAAAGAAAGUUGUAGCACUAUUUCACCGAUUAUUGCAUGUACUUCUCCACAGACACCUAUUGCACUACUGAUUGUUGACUUCUGUAUCGCUGUAGUGGUGUUUAGACGAUAUAAUUGAUGUUGACUGAUACAGCUAAAAGAUGCUCCGCUGUCAACUAAACAUCUCACUUGAAGGUUCUCUAGUCCAAUUUCGACAAAGUUCCUCUCCAUGGUUGUUGUAAACUGGAAACUUGUGGUUCCUGGUAUUACACUGGAAAGCUUGGCACAUCUGUCUUUUUGGCAGCACCAUCCUUUUGAAAUUCUUUUUCUUCCCAUGAUAUUUCUAUUCCAAUUACCAAACUGAAACUAAAAGGAAUUUUUGUCAAUAUCUUGUUUAUGUCAAUACUCUAUCUUAAUGUACUCUUAAUAUUUAAUUAAUUACGCUAUUAAAAUCUCUCCUGAACUGAACGUUUACUUCUGUAAUGUUUUGCACAAACAAAUUUUAUAAAAUUACAGAUUCACACCAAGAAUCAACAUACAUCUAUACUUUUCACUAAAAAAUAUUAAAGUGUAAUAUAAUAAGCAAGAUGUACUUAUCUUUUAGUUGUGUGUUGUUGAAUCUGCAACUUGUCUCUGCUGUUACUGGUUCUCUCUUCCUCUCAUUGUCUCUCCUGCUGUUGUCUCAAUUUUGAAAAUUUAAGUUUUAGAUAAUUUUGAAUGAAUUUUGCCAACCUACAUUCUAGCUAUGCAGUUUCAGAAUCUUAUUUGUAUCGUGCCCAGGGUCAAACUCCACCAUAUCUGUCACCAAGGUCCAGAGCACUGUUAGAAAAGGGGGAGCUAACUCGUAUGUGCCGGAACCAAGGGACAGGGGGUCAGUCUAUCACUAGACUUAAUGUUCUGAUAGGCAUAGCUAAAACGCAAGGAAGGUUUUCAUAAUUUAAUUAACGAUAACAAUUUAGAUGAAUGAUGAUAACAAUCAAUUAGUAAACAAUGCCAAAUAAUAAUAAUAAUUAAAGUACAAAGUAUCAAAACUUAAUAUCAAAUCCAAAGUAAAACUAUUUCUCCUUACAAUGUAAAAUGUAAAAUAAAUGCCAAAACUACUAAAUCAUAAAAUGAACUUAAUCUCAAAAUCAAAAUGUAAAAGUCUCAAAAAUAAAAGAUUCUCAAAAGUAUUUUCCAAAGUUAAAUUAUGAGUCAGAGAUAAAUUUUGUCUCAACACUACACUGUCAACUGGUAGACUGGUAGACAGUCUUAUAGGUCCAGUAUCAUGACGUGAGUAGUGAGAGGUUGCGCUUCCGAAACACUGACUGUUUUCUAAAAAAAUAUCAAAAAAUAAAAGGUGAGUCAAAAAUAAACAUUUUUGUCUAAACACUACAAAGUCAACUGGUAGACUGAUCAACAGUCUUACAGAUCCAGUAUAGUAGACUUUAGCAGUGCAAGUUUAGGUUUCCGAAAGGUGACUGCUUUUCCAAAAUUUUACAACGCUAUUUAUACUAAAACCAAAAACUAAUGAAUAAGACUUGACAUGUCAAUAGUACUCUCAUUAGCAAAAAUAGACUUUAAUUAACAAAGCCUAAUCCUAUAAUGUUUUGAUAAAAUCUUAAACUUUCCAAGUGACAUAUGCUAAUUACAAUUAAUAUUUCAAAUCAAAGUGCUUUGAGCAAACUGUGACAUUUCGAGUAUGCCACAGGAUAGGUAAAAUUAAUUAAACAAAUUAAUUAAAAAUUUUACAAAAUACAAACUUAAAAUUUUCUUUCUAAAAGAUAAAACAUAUUUUUUAUCCAAAAUAACACUAACACAAAUAUAAGCCAAAUAACACACCAUGACAUAUUCCCCCCUACUCGUAUAUGUUUGUCCCCAAACAUGAUAUAAACAUUCACAUUAGUAACACCUAUAAAAAUCUGAAUACACUCUGUACAAACUAUAACCUGGUGUCAAAAAAUAAAUAUACCAACAAUUUAUUUCAACGUGCUAGCUUCCAGCAACCUGUAUUCCUUGUAAGGAAAUUUAACAGAUGAAUUAUAAAAUAAUAUCCCUCUGAUCCAAAAUUCAAAUUGAUGUAGUAAAAAGAACCAACAGGUGUGCACUCCUACUAAUUCCUAAAACUACAAAAAAAAGAAAGAAACUGAUUGUUUUCUAUGUACUACUGUCUUGGAAGGUUGCUAUGGUAACAUGAUAAGCACAUUCAUGAUAUUCACUAAUGUCUAAAUGAUCUGAGUUGGUAAUGUCAAAGUUAUGUUCUUUUAGUCUGUUUUUACUUUAUUGUCUCUCAAAAAAUCCAAUCCUAAAAUAGCUUUUGCAUGUAGCGUUUCAAAAAUUCUGAAUUUCUGGUUAUUUUUGUAUUGUCCAAAAGAAAGUUGUAGCACUAUUUCACCGAUUAUUGCAUGUACUUCUCCACAGACACCUAUUGCACUACUGAUUGUUGACUUCUGUAUCGCUGUAGUGGUGUUUAGACGAUAUAAUUGAUGUUGACUGAUACAGCUAAAAGAUGCUCCGCUGUCAACUAAACAUCUCACUUGAAGGUUCUCUAGUCCAAUUUCGACAAAGUUCCUCUCCAUGGUUGUUGUAAACUGGAAACUUGUGGUUCCUGGUAUUACACUGGAAAGCUUGGCACAUCUGUCUUUUUGGCAGCACCAUCCUUUUGAAAUUCUUUUUCUUCCCAUGAUAUUUCUAUUCCAAUUACCAAACUGAAACUAAAAGGAAUUUUUGUCAAUAUCUUGUUUAUGUCAAUACUCUAUCUUAAUGUACUCUUAAUAUUUAAUUAAUUACGCUAUUAAAAUCUCUCCUGAACUGAACGUUUACUUCUGUAAUGUUUUGCACAAACAAAUUUUAUAAAAUUACAGAUUCACACCAAGAAUCAACAUACAUCUAUACUUUUCACUAAAAAAUAUUAAAGUGUAAUAUAAUAAGCAAGAUGUACUUAUCUUUUAGUUGUGUGUUGUUGAAUCUGCAACUUGUCUCUGCUGUUACUGGUUCUCUCUUCCUCUCAUUGUCUCUCCUGCUGUUGUCUCAAUUUUGAAAAUUUAAGUUUUAGAUAAUUUUGAAUGAAUUUUGCCAACCUACAUUCUAGCUAUGCAGUUUCAGAAUCUUAUUUGUAUCGUGCCCAGGGUCAAACUCCACCAUAUCUGUCACCAAGGUCCAGAGCACUGUUAGAAAAGGGGGAGCUAACUCGUAUGUGCCGGAACCAAGGGACAGGGGGUCAGUCUAUCACUAGACUUAAUGUUCUGAUAGGCAUAGCUAAAACGCAAGGAAGGUUUUCAUAAUUUAAUUAACGAUAACAAUUUAGAUGAAUGAUGAUAACAAUCAAUUAGUAAACAAUGCCAAAUAAUAAUAAUAAUUAAAGUACAAAGUAUCAAAACUUAAUAUCAAAUCCAAAGUAAAACUAUUUCUCCUUACAAUGUAAAAUGUAAAAUAAAUGCCAAAACUACUAAAUCAUAAAAUGAACUUAAUCUCAAAAUCAAAAUGUAAAAGUCUCAAAAAUAAAAGAUUCUCAAAAGUAUUUUCCAAAGUUAAAUUAUGAGUCAGAGAUAAAUUUUGUCUCAACACUACACUGUCAACUGGUAGACUGGUAGACAGUCUUAUAGGUCCAGUAUCAUGACGUGAGUAGUGAGAGGUUGCGCUUCCGAAACACUGACUGUUUUCUAAAAAAAUAUCAAAAAAUAAAAGGUGAGUCAAAAAUAAACAUUUUUGUCUAAACACUACAAAGUCAACUGGUAGACUGAUCAACAGUCUUACAGAUCCAGUAUAGUAGACUUUAGCAGUGCAAGUUUAGGUUUCCGAAAGGUGACUGCUUUUCCAAAAUUUUACAACGCUAUUUAUACUAAAACCAAAAACUAAUGAAUAAGACUUGACAUGUCAAUAGUACUCUCAUUAGCAAAAAUAGACUUUAAUUAACAAAGCCUAAUCCUAUAAUGUUUUGAUAAAAUCUUAAACUUUCCAAGUGACAUAUGCUAAUUACAAUUAAUAUUUCAAAUCAAAGUGCUUUGAGCAAACUGUGACAUUUCGAGUAUGCCACAGGAUAGGUAAAAUUAAUUAAACAAAUUAAUUAAAAAUUUUACAAAAUACAAACUUAAAAUUUUCUUUCUAAAAGAUAAAACAUAUUUUUUAUCCAAAAUAACACUAACACAAAUAUAAGCCAAAUAACACACCAUGACAUAUUCCCCCCUACUCGUAUAUGUUUGUCCCCAAACAUGAUAUAAACAUUCACAUUAGUAACACCUAUAAAAAUCUGAAUACACUCUGUACAAACUAUAACCUGGUGUCAAAAAAUAAAUAUACCAACAAUUUAUUUCAACGUGCUAGCUUCCAGCAACCUGUAUUCCUUGUAAGGAAAUUUAACAGAUGAAUUAUAAAAUAAUAUCCCUCUGAUCCAAAAUUCAAAUUGAUGUAGUAAAAAGAACCAACAGGUGUGCACUCCUACUAAUUCCUAAAACUACAAAAAAAAGAAAGAAACUGAUUGUUUUCUAUGUACUACUGUCUUGGAAGGUUGCUAUGGUAACAUGAUAAGCACAUUCAUGAUAUUCACUAAUGUCUAAAUGAUCUGAGUUGGUAAUGUCAAAGUUAUGUUCUUUUAGUCUGUUUUUACUUUAUUGUCUCUCAAAAAAUCCAAUCCUAAAAUAGCUUUUGCAUGUAGCGUUUCAAAAAUUCUGAAUUUCUGGUUAUUUUUGUAUUGUCCAAAAGAAAGUUGUAGCACUAUUUCACCGAUUAUUGCAUGUACUUCUCCACAGACACCUAUUGCACUACUGAUUGUUGACUUCUGUAUCGCUGUAGUGGUGUUUAGACGAUAUAAUUGAUGUUGACUGAUACAGCUAAAAGAUGCUCCGCUGUCAACUAAACAUCUCACUUGAAGGUUCUCUAGUCCAAUUUCGACAAAGUUCCUCUCCAUGGUUGUUGUAAACUGGAAACUUGUGGUUCCUGGUAUUACACUGGAAAGCUUGGCACAUCUGUCUUUUUGGCAGCACCAUCCUUUUGAAAUUCUUUUUCUUCCCAUGAUAUUUCUAUUCCAAUUACCAAACUGAAACUAAAAGGAAUUUUUGUCAAUAUCUUGUUUAUGUCAAUACUCUAUCUUAAUGUACUCUUAAUAUUUAAUUAAUUACGCUAUUAAAAUCUCUCCUGAACUGAACGUUUACUUCUGUAAUGUUUUGCACAAACAAAUUUUAUAAAAUUACAGAUUCACACCAAGAAUCAACAUACAUCUAUACUUUUCACUAAAAAAUAUUAAAGUGUAAUAUAAUAAGCAAGAUGUACUUAUCUUUUAGUUGUGUGUUGUUGAAUCUGCAACUUGUCUCUGCUGUUACUGGUUCUCUCUUCCUCUCAUUGUCUCUCCUGCUGUUGUCUCAAUUUUGAAAAUUUAAGUUUUAGAUAAUUUUGAAUGAAUUUUGCCAACCUACAUUCUAGCUAUGCAGUUUCAGAAUCUUAUUUGUAUCGUGCCCAGGGUCAAACUCCACCAUAUCUGUCACCAAGGUCCAGAGCACUGUUAGAAAAGGGGGAGCUAACUCGUAUGUGCCGGAACCAAGGGACAGGGGGUCAGUCUAUCACUAGACUUAAUGUUCUGAUAGGCAUAGCUAAAACGCAAGGAAGGUUUUCAUAAUUUAAUUAACGAUAACAAUUUAGAUGAAUGAUGAUAACAAUCAAUUAGUAAACAAUGCCAAAUAAUAAUAAUAAUUAAAGUACAAAGUAUCAAAACUUAAUAUCAAAUCCAAAGUAAAACUAUUUCUCCUUACAAUGUAAAAUGUAAAAUAAAUGCCAAAACUACUAAAUCAUAAAAUGAACUUAAUCUCAAAAUCAAAAUGUAAAAGUCUCAAAAAUAAAAGAUUCUCAAAAGUAUUUUCCAAGGUUAAAUUAUGAGUCAGAGAUAAAUUUUGUCUCAACACUACACUGUCAACUGGUAGACUGGUAGACAGUCUUAUAGGUCCAGUAUCAUGACGUGAGUAGUGAGAGGUUGCGCUUCCGAAACACUGACUGUUUUCUAAAAAAAUAUCAAAAAAUAAAAGGUGAGUCAAAAAUAAACAUUUUUGUCUAAACACUACAAAGUCAACUGGUAGACUGAUCAACAGUCUUACAGAUCCAGUAUAGUAGACUUUAGCAGUGCAAGUUUAGGUUUCCGAAAGGUGACUGCUUUUCCAAAAUUUUACAACGCUAUUUAUACUAAAACCAAAAACUAAUGAAUAAGACUUGACAUGUCAAUAGUACUCUCAUUAGCAAAAAUAGACUUUAAUUAACAAAGCCUAAUCCUAUAAUGUUUUGAUAAAAUCUUAAACUUUCCAAGUGACAUAUGCUAAUUACAAUUAAUAUUUCAAAUCAAAGUGCUUUGAGCAAACUGUGACAUUUCGAGUAUGCCACAGGAUAGGUAAAAUUAAUUAAACAAAUUAAUUAAAAAUUUUACAAAAUACAAACUUAAAAUUUACUUUCUAAAAGAUAAAACAUAUUUUUUAUCCAAAAUAACACUAACACAAAUAUAAGCCAAAUAUCACACCAUGACAAUUGCCCCAACUGUUCAGGGUUUGACCUCUGCGGUCGUUUCAAGCUCCGUCCAGCGGAGCAUUUUAUUUGCCAUGGCAUAGUCAGUUUGUUUUCGAUUUAUGAGUGAAUAUCCCAAUGUGUCUUUCGCCUCCCUUUUGGAACAAAUGAUAAUAGGUCAAUAUUAUUAUGACUCAAUAAUACAUAAUACUUGAUAUACAAUUGCAUUACUUCAAUGCAUCUCAUUUCAUGGAGAUUAUUCAGUCUUCUUUCCUAAGUCAUGGCCAAUUGACCUUAAGAUUAUUAUUCUAAAUAGAAAAUGUUUUAUACGUUAGACCUGUUGAAUGAAGCUAUCUGGUUUGCUAUAUCAGCUCAAAUGGACUUCUUAAUUUUAAAAGGCUUAGUCCCUUGGUCACAGUCCAUUGAUUUUUAAAUUACGGUAUAUGUUUUAUCAAUGUUAUGAUGAAAUUAUUAUUUUUGGCAGGAAAAUUUUUUAGAAAUACAUUGUAAAUGAUAACCACUCCACAGUACAUCAAUAUUCAUUAGUCCAUUAGCAGGAGACAUGUGCAGGCUCCUCUUUAUGUUAAGGACAUAUUCCCUGGAUGCAUUACAAAAGAGCUGUCGUUGGAAAGGUUUAAAAAAAAUCCACUGAACAGUUAGAAGAAUUGCCGUCUUUGUAUAGAUGGUUGAAUACUUCUGUUUUUGAUUAUGUGCAUAGGGAUAAUUACUUGAUAGCAAAUGACACAUGAAUUUUGUUAGCUUUUUAAUUGUUUAUGAGUGAUAUUUUUGGUGAAUAUAAUAGACCAUAUGUAAAAUUACUUCACAGUAGUCUCCUUUCCUUUGAAACCAUUGUAAUCAAACUUGACUGUCUGUAAUCAGCGGCGGAUUUAGGGGGCAGUCCCCCACCCCCUUAUGGAGCUUCAUAUAUGACUAUAAAUGUAUAGACUUUUUACAAGUAUCACUCAAAAAUGUUUGCUUAACAGGGCCCCAUCCUUUUUUUUUAUAUUUUUUUAUAUUCUGGAUCCGCACGUGGUAAUGAUCCCUUAAGGAAUUCCCUCAUGCUGACAUUUGCAUUGGAUGUUGGUCAGUUUAUUCAAUGUCCUUUAGAUACUAUUGGCAUUAUUCAUCAACUCACUAAACACUUAUAUUUUUCAAGAAAUUAUGUUAUUCAUAUAAUUAAAUAGAUAUUUAAAGCUAAAACCUAUUUACUUAUUGUAUGUCUGUCUCAAAGAUUGUUAUCUAUAGAAAAAUACAUUUGAAAAUAUAUGACAGAAAUCUAUAAUUCUUCAAUAUGUAUAUAUAUAUAUAUAUAAUCCAAAAGUGAGUGCUAUAUGAUAAUUUAUAGACUUUUGUUAAAAAUUAAAAUAUUCAAAAUG